Messenger RNA from Castor canadensis (American beaver), 1899 nucleotides. RefSeq names its product RAB42, member RAS oncogene family (gene Rab42). Gene Ontology annotation, molecular function: GTPase activity; GTP binding. The record is from RefSeq and is a predicted model, not a curated record. Lineage: Eukaryota; Metazoa; Chordata; Mammalia; Rodentia; Castoridae.
UUGAUUUAUUUGGAAUCAGAGGGAGGAAACUGGGUUUUUCCAGCUCUGCAACCUGUUCCGUGAGAAACAGAAAUGAGGAGAACACGGAGGCAGUGACUUCCCGCCGGCCCAUCCCUGGGGUCUGUGCUGAACACGUCGCAGGCGCCGGGUGACCUGGCGCGGUGACCCUGGGCUCUGGCUCUGCGCGGGGAGCAGGGACCCGGCGAGGGCAGAGGAGCCAUGGACGCCGGGCGCUGCCGCUACCAGUUCCGCAUCGCGCUGCUGGGGGACGCGGCGGUGGGCAAGACGUCGCUGCUGCGGUGCUACGCGGGGAUCGCGGAGCCCGGGGCGCCCGAGCCCACCGCGGGCGUCGAAUUCUACAGCCGAGCGCUGCAGCUCCCGGCCGGGCCGCGCGUCAAGCUGCAGCUCUGCGACACGGCGGGCCACGAGCGCUUCAGGUGCAUCACUAGGUCCUUCUACCGAAAUGUGGUGGGCGUCCUGCUAGUCUUUGAUGUGACAAACAGGGAAUCCUUUGAACACAUCCAAGACUGGCACGAGGAAGUCAUGUCCACUCAGGGACCCAACAAGGUGAUCUUCCUGCUGGUAGGCCACAAGAGUGAUCUGCAGAGCACCCGCUGUGUCUCCACCCAGGAGGCAGAGGAGCUGGCUACCUCCCUGGGCAUGGCGUUCAUGGAGACCUCAGCCAAAACAAACUGGAACGUGGACCUGGCCUUUGACACCCUCACAGAUGCCAUCCAGCAGGCCCUGCAGCAGGGCCACAUCAAGCUGGAAGAGGGCUGGGGGGGUGUCCGGCUCAUCCACAAGGCCCAUGUCCCCCAGGUCCCCAGUGGGAGGCAGCACCCAGGCCCAUGCCAGUGUUGACUCUGGGAGAGAAAGGGUGAGAAGAGCACCAACCUCAAACUCCUGGUGGGACGGAAGUGUUAGGUCACUGGAUGACAAAUGACAGAGGAUUAAUAUCAACAGUAUUGACCCAGUAUAACCCAGGUCAUGCCCCCUGGGUUUUGGGGACUCAGCUCAGCCCACUUCUGUCCUUGAACCUCAGUUUCCUCAACUGGCAAGGGGUUCCUAAAAGGUCCCACUGCACAAGAAGGUGUGCUCAUGAAUGGGGGACAAGACAUAGCCCCCAAGUGCCGGGGAAGCUGUUAUCCCUUGAUUGGCUGCGAUGUGGCCAUUUCUGGCAGCAUUCCUGGGCUUGGACGCUCAGAUAGGUGGUCAGCGUCCAGACGCAUCUGCCCUGGCCAAGGAGGAGUAUGGGAUUUCACCUGGCUUGGUGCCUCCUUAUGUCCUCAGGCCAGGAUUUGUCUGGGCUUGAAAUGAGGGGUGGCCUGCAACCCAGGGUUGCUGCCCAAUGGCUCACCCCAAUCCCAGGGGCUGUGUGUGGAUCUGGGAGGCAGGGGUGAACACAAAUGAGCAGCAAACAUAUUGGGCACACAGGGGACCCUGUGGUGAGCCACCACAAACCUGCCAGCUGCUGGAAGUUCUGCUGGGGAGGACGUCAGCUUGCAGCGCUUCUGGGGAGGACCUCAGCUUGCAGCGCUCCUGGGAACUACCCACACUCAGGGCAGCCCACAUCCAGCAUCGCUCUUUGGCAGUGUUAAAGGCCUUGCUCUCUUGCCCCAGUGCUGGCCAACCCUGAAAGCCUAACCCAGCCUCAUCAUCAAUAUGACGUCCACCCAAGUUCUCUCCCUGCCCAAUCCUGCUUCCUUCCCUUCCUUCUCUGGCCAGGUGUGGGUGUCAAGAUGCCCCUAAUCAAUGUCUGCUCACUGAUCUCCAUUCACAGUCUGCUUCCUGGGGAUCCUGCCUUGCAACAGGAGUGGCUAGGUGGGAAGGUCCUGGGGGUAAUCAAGGAAGGCUUGCUGGCAGAGAUGGUAAUUGGCCCUUCACCAAAUUAUCUUACCC